AUGGAGCCGCCGGAGGGGAAGCCCCUCUACAAUCACGACAUUGUGAUAGAAAAUGAUCGGAUAAAGGCUGUAGGCCGAGGCCUAUCUUUGCCGAGUGACAGCAAUGUGUCCACAAUUAAUGCGAAAAAUUGUAUUAUUACCCCGGGGUUUGUUGACGGCCACCAUCACAUGUGGCAGCACCUCCUGCGCGGUAUCACGGCUGAUUGGUCCCUGUUUGGUUACGCAUGUCACCUGAGGAGUGUCUAUGGGAGUUUGUACACACCAAACGAUGUCUACUUCGCCAAUUACGCUGCUGCGUUGAGUCUGCUAAACAACGGCAUCACAACCGUCCUGGACCACUGCCACGUUAUAAACUCGCCCGCACAUGCCGAUGCAGCGGUAAAGGGCUUGAAGGAUGCUGCUAUUCGAGGCACGUUCUGCUAUGGGCUCUAUCAGAACCCAAAGGAACCCGGGGAUUUCGGGAGUACUGCGACAGACUCGUUCGACCAAGCCGCACGAGUCGAUGAUGCUCUCCGUGUGCGCCAAGAACACUUUUCAGACAACGAUCCCGAUACUUCGCUUCUGACUUUUGGUAUUGCAUUGAACGAUCCACCCACAAUAUCCCGGGAACAAAACAUCGCGGAAAUGAAACUCGCGAGAAAGCUUCAAGCUAGACUCACGACCGUACAUGCUUCAGUAGUUCCUCACGAGACCCCCAAUCCUGAAGUCGUCCAGAAUCUUGCGGAUGCAAAAUUGAUGGGGCCGGACCUCGUAUUCAGUCACGGAGGCGGGAUGACAGACAGCGAGCUGGGUGCGGUGCAGAGUUCUGGGGCUGGCAUUGUUGGGACUCCCGACACGGAGCUGCAAAUGGGUAUGGGAUAUCCCGUGGUAUGGAAAGCUGCCGAUCUGGGCUGUCAGACGUGCCUUGGACUCGAUAUCACUUCGAAUCAAGGUAAUGAUUUCAUGGCACAGAUGAGGUUGGCUCUUCAGACGCAACGAGCUCGCGACUAUGAUCAUACAGUCCAGAGAGAUGUCCGCAGGAAGACAGCAGACGUAUUACGCAUGGCAACGCUAGGAGGGGCAGAGGUUAUGGAAAUGGGGUCGUUGGUUGGUUCUAUCGUUCCUGGUAAAAAGGCUGACCUGGUGAUCUUCCGCUGUGACGACAUUGACACGGUACCCGUUGUGGACCCUAUCCCAACUGUGGUCUUCCAUGCAUCGCCAAAGAACAUUGACACCGUUAUCGUUGACGGAAAGAUUGUCAAGCAGAAUGGUCAGCUUGUCGGUGUUGAAUGGAAGUUCCUUCGUGAUCAAAUGAUGCGUAGAUCCCAACGACUGACGGAUCAAGCAUCCAAAGUCGAUAUGGAGAAGGCCGAAUCAUUAUUUUACUCCUUAUUCGAGAAGGCUAUGGAAAAGUAA
Messenger RNA from Penicillium expansum, 1395 nucleotides. Its product is annotated as Amidohydrolase 1. NCBI's taxonomy places the organism in Eukaryota, Fungi, Ascomycota, Eurotiomycetes, Eurotiales, Aspergillaceae. The transcript has a single exon. Gene Ontology annotation, molecular function: hydrolase activity, acting on carbon-nitrogen (but not peptide) bonds. The coding region runs from base 1 to 1395 and encodes 464 amino acids. The record is from RefSeq and is a predicted model, not a curated record.